This is a messenger RNA of Racocetra fulgida, 573 nucleotides long. The record is from the annotation of a GenBank genome assembly. NCBI's taxonomy places the organism in Eukaryota, Fungi, Glomeromycota, Glomeromycetes, Diversisporales, Gigasporaceae.
AUCAGGACCAAAAAAAUAGUGGUUCUACCAGAUUUAAGAAAAUUUUUGAUAUAUUUACACCAUUAUCGAUUUUCUUAUCAGACUUUUCACAAAAUAAUGAAAGGUUUCAAACUACUAGGAAUAAAGAUAGGAUUCCAGCAAUAAAAGCGACGAGAUAUUCAUUAUUAUCAACCGCUGGUAUAGGUGUAAUGUGUUCAUUUGCAUUUUCUGGUAUUCAAUCUGUAUUUUUACUUUAUGUAAGAUAUAAGUUCGAAUUGCCAUUAACCGAACAAGGCUAUUUGUUGAAUAGUCAAAAUCUAAAAAGGCAGGGAGAUAUUGAUGAUGAUGUAAUGGCUGAAAAUGAAAUAAUAGUUCAAGAUGAGAAAAGAAUGAAUAGAGAAUUGGUAUUUGAUAUCUGGGCCGUUAGGGUCGGACUUGCUAUUGAUGUGGUUGCCUAUAGUUUGUAUGCGAUAGCAACUAAUGGUGUAUUACUUUUUGCAGCUUGCUUGGGUGCUAUAAGCACAAUAUCAGUUCCUGCCUUAAAAUCUAUCCAAACAAAUUUGGUUCCUCCAUCACAAAUGGGUCAAUUAUUAG